Messenger RNA from Hevea brasiliensis (rubber tree), 2124 nucleotides. RefSeq names its product dof zinc finger protein DOF1.4. Gene Ontology annotation, biological process: regulation of DNA-templated transcription. The record is from RefSeq and is a predicted model, not a curated record. Gene Ontology annotation, molecular function: DNA binding; DNA-binding transcription factor activity. NCBI's taxonomy places the organism in Eukaryota, Viridiplantae, Streptophyta, Magnoliopsida, Malpighiales, Euphorbiaceae. The transcript is spliced from 2 exons. The coding region runs from base 364 to 1413 and encodes 349 amino acids.
GUGUGUAUGUAAUGUUCUUUCUUGAACCUCUAAAGAUUCAUCUGUUGCGAGCUGCGCUUUACCUCUCUGUCCUUUCUUGGAUUUUGAAUGAUGUCCCUCCAUUCCAUACAUUCUUUUUCAUUAUUUUCUUUAAAAGAAAAAUUAUAUAUAAUAUAACCCUAUAUUGUUAUGCCAUUUGAAGAGAAGACCCAUCACGUGAAUUUCUGAUUAAUAAAUCACAAAAACUCUCUCUUUUUACGCCAAUCUGAAAUCUCUCUCGCACAGAGUCUCCUAAUAUUUCUACCCCAUCAAGAGAGAGACUGACGUCGCCACCUGCUCUUGUCUGUAUACUCUUUGUUUCAACCGAUUCCUUUGUGGGAGGAAAUGGGAAACUGUGAGAAAAUGGUUGUCAUCUCUCCAACUACUAACGAGUGGCCAAAGAAUCAGAUAGAUGAGAAAGCCUUGAUGCCAUCGAUAAGUAAACUAAUGGAGAAACGGGGCCAAGAACUAUCACAACAACAACACCAACACCAGCAGCCACAGCAAGCUUUUAAGUGUCCUCGCUGCGACUCCUCUAACACCAAGUUCUGUUACUACAAUAACUACAGCUUAUCCCAGCCCAGGCACUUUUGCAAAGCUUGCAAACGAUAUUGGACCAGAGGUGGAACCUUGAGGAAUGUUCCUGUGGGUGGUGGAUGCAGAAAGAACAAGCGUAAGAAGAGGGCUGCAUCUGCCGUUGAAGGAGCUACUUCAGUCUCUAGUGAUAACCCUAACACUCCUUCUCAAACCCAAAUCGAUAUUUCUUCAACUUCAAAUCACAUCAAUCCUUUGUUUUAUGGGUUACCCACUAACCCAUCUGAGAUGAAUCUCCCAUUUCCUGGAAGGUUCAAUUCAAGAGUCUCGUCAAGUGUGGAUACUGUUUCUGGGUAUGAUCUCCAACCACAGCUGAAUGCUCUUCCUUUAGGGUUUUCAUCAAGAAUCAUGAGUACCAAUGAAGCUAACGGAUUUAACCCCGCUAAGCAAAUCCAAGAUGUGGUCACUUCAAGUUCACUACUUCCAAAUUAUUCCAUCUUUGGUUCUACUUCUUCCACCAACACAACUUCUCCAACCAUGGCUACUUUGCUUUCCUCUAGCUUUCACCAGCAAAAGUUCAGUGUCAAAGAUACUAGAGCUCCUAACCACCUUCAGGCCUUAACACCUUUCGAAGACCUGCAAAUGAGUGGCAAUAGUGAAUCCGGGAUCUCUAUGAAAGAAGUGAAAAUUGAACAAGACCAAAGCAGGUUGACCUGGAAUAUGCCAUGCCAGAAUCAAAUAGAGCAAAUUGGCUUCUCAUCAUCAGAUCCUUCAAUUUAUUGGAACGCAUCCACAAACAGUACUGUCGGUGCAUGGCAUGAUCCGGCGAGUAUUGGGCCCUCCGUCACUUCUCUGAUCUAGCACAACCAAACACUAUUUCUUUUGAUUCAUCUCCCUCUUUUUUUUUUUUUUUUUUUCCUUCAAUAAUCUUGGUCUCUUCAGCUUAGAUUUUCUUUUGUUGGUCACUUAUGUUUGUAGUGGAAUUUAUGGGGUGGGAAUCACAAACCAGAAAAGGCGCAAAAAAAAAAAAAAGGUAAAGCUCGGUAUUGAAGCAAAUUAAAGAUGAGAGGAGCUUGGAUCGGAGAGAUCAUGUCAGCUGCAAGAAAUCAGCCUACUUGUUUUAUUGUCAAGGUUGAGAAUCCCUAUUUGCGCUGAGAGGAACCUCGGAUCCUCUUCCAUCUCAUCAAGUACUCAGCUAUCAUCAUCAACAUCAUCAUCAUCAUCCUCACAGUGUUGAAGAAAAGGAUCAACUAUUAGGUGCAACUUUCUUGUAUCAAUAAGUUGGUCUAUUUAAUUACUUUAUAAUUUGUAUGUAAAUAUGCGUGACAUGUUCUCCUUUCUUCUUGUUAUUUAGGUUAGGUUUUGGGGAAUAUAUGUUACAAUCCUCUAGAUGAGACACUGAUGAUUUUUUUCUGCUUUUAAUUUUCAUUUUUAAUACUUUCUUUUUUUUUUUGGAUUUUCUGGGGAUAAAAGGGAUUGGAUUUGGGUACAAAUGGUAUAGGAAAAGGGGGAGAUUUGCUACUGUAAUGUGGGUACUUUUUUGUUUAUGUGCAUGGUUAUUGGGUUUGGUUA